Lynx canadensis (Canada lynx) is the source of this 1133-nucleotide messenger RNA. RefSeq names its product leukemia NUP98 fusion partner 1 (gene LNP1). Lineage: Eukaryota; Metazoa; Chordata; Mammalia; Carnivora; Felidae. The coding region runs from base 240 to 782 and encodes 180 amino acids. The transcript is spliced from 5 exons. The record is from RefSeq and is a predicted model, not a curated record.
UCCGGGUUAGGGGGAACAGGGCGGGAGAGAGUCGUCGUAUCAGCUAAGAGACCAGCUCAUGCUGUCACUGCUGCCAUCACCAGAAAUAGUCUGCUUCCCCACCAUCCACCAUCAUCCUGUCUACUGGUUUCCAGUCCAAGCAUGCUGUAGUCAUUGUUACCAUCUGCACCACUGAAGCUGCUUCCAUUGGGACCUGACUGAUCUAGGGACAGGCCUUCAGUACCUUGAAUCACCUAUACAUGGAGCACAAAGAUGAUGAUGAUGAUGAUGAUGAUGUGUCCUUUGCCAAAUGGAUGAGCAGCUUCUGGGGUCACAGCUGGAUAGAAGAGAAUGAGAGAGGACUCCGAGACCGUCAUGGAUCACAAGCUGCCAGUUACAGGAAAACCUCCCUGCCCUGCCCAUUUCCUGUGCUUCCCAGAAUCACAUCAUCUGAUAGCCAUCCCAGAAGGCAUUCUCAUGAGGACCAGGGAUUUCGAUGCCAUACCCACAUGCAGGAUUAUAGAAAAUGUUCAGCAGAUGAGUCAUUCAAGGAGCCACUGGAAUCAAAAGGAAGAUCCCAUUCCAAAAUUCAAGCAUUCUCAGAGUCCUUUGAACAACAACUGUGCUUUAGAACCAGACGCUGUGUCUCUUUGGGACCUGAGAGCAGAAAGGAGAGAAAUGAAAGAGAAUGUCUGAGAAUGGAGAUAAAAUCUCGAAAGAAAAUGGAGGAAAGAAGGAAAUCUAGGAAGGAAGAACACAGAGAAGAAUACACGCCCUCCUUGUUUGAAAAAGAGCCCAAAUAGUAUUUUGUCUCCACAUCAUGACUACAGAUGCCACUGUGUUUUUCGGGUCCCUGAAUGCCAGGCCAGGUGGAGGUAGCUGUAAGAGAGUGUCUGCGGGUGCUGAGUGACUGCAGCUGGCAGUGGGUGUGGCAGUCCCCCAAGGUGACUGGGCACCUGCUCCCGCUGCUUCUGGCCUCUGAGUUGAGAGUUGUUGUCCUUUUAUGGGCACAAGGAGAAUCAAAGGUAUCUUAAUAGAAUAAGUAAUUCUUAAAAAUGUAAAGAGAGAUAUUUAAAGAACCACCCACCCAUCUUCACAAACUCUUCUUCCACAUCAACCUUGCAAAUAAUUUCAAAUAAAAGACAUUGGUGUGA